Leishmania major strain Friedlin is the source of this 1680-nucleotide messenger RNA. RefSeq lists its product as hypothetical. The coding region runs from base 1 to 1680 and encodes 559 amino acids. The record is from RefSeq and is a predicted model, not a curated record. The transcript has a single exon. Lineage: Eukaryota; Euglenozoa; Kinetoplastea; Trypanosomatida; Trypanosomatidae.
AUGAAGCUCCCGCUGACGCUGCAUCCUGCGAACCAUCUCGCUGUGCAGUGCCUGCUCCUUCACGCCGCACUCAGCUCAGACAGCGUCAGCGGCUUCACCAUGGACGACGCCCAGCACGAGCAGUACAACACGGCCGCCAGUAUCGCACGACUGCGCACACGCUACCACUGGGAAGGGCAGCACGGCCGGCGCCAUAUGGUACGGCUGUCGCACUGCUGGCAAGGACUACUGCGCCCACCAGCAGUGGCUGCUGCGGCCUCCGUGACCGGCAGCAGCGCUGCACAGUCGACGACGGUAGCGGCACCGACAGGGGUCCCGGUCAGUUGCGGUGGCGCGCCGUCUUCGCCGGUGCCUCCGUCGUCGGUGCUCGAAACAAGACAGCAGCAGCCGGCAGAUGAUAAUCGUGCGCUGGCCUUUGCGGCUCCCGCCCGACUCAUCGCGCUUUACGCCCCUCCCGUCCUCCUUCGUGGGCUGCACCGGCGCCUCCACGACAUGGUCAGCUACGACGCCGCAGUGCACCACGCAUCGCUGCUGAGGCAACUGCUCGCUCCAUACGGCAUCCACGUCGCCGUGACCGGCGCCACGCGACGCGGCUGCCCAUUUUCCCUCCAGGCAGAGUAUCUUCUCUGCCUCACGGAGGCGGCGACGUUCGAGGUGGAGGCAGUGCACCCAGGCGACGCUGGAGGGCUGGCGGAGAGCGACAGGGGUGCAGUCGAGGAUGCCAUCAACGACCACGGCGACGACGCCAGCGGCAGCCGUGCGUCCGCAGUGAGCACGGCGGCCAUUGCCGUUACGGAUCCUCGGACGCGUGAGGCACGGUGCUCCAAGAUGCGGGCGAAGAGGGCGGCGAUUCAGCGUGAUGCGCUGAUGUUGCGUCCGCCAUCAUUACCGUCUGCGUCGUCGCUGGCGGCCGCAGCCAGCGUUUCCAGGGAAGAGGAUGGCGCCGCAUCAGCGGUCGCCGGCGGCGGCACCGGGCACCGUGACCAGGCACGCAUUCGUGUGUGUCUCGGGGGAUCGCUGCGACGACGCUACUGCGACCGGCGCAGUGCCUUCUCAUCGGCCGACGUUGUAAGCCCACAGGUUUCAUACCGCGUGCGACGCGCGCUAGAGAGCCUCGUCCGGUGCGGCUACAUCGUGUCCGCCGCCCAGCCGUUCCCACCAUCGCAGUCGCAUCUCGAGGCACGCAAGGUGAUGUACUUGACAGCGCGCUAUGACCCGCACUUGCCAGCGCAGGUACCACCACGGGCAUGCACCGACCCUGCCGUGCUCCGGCGCCUGCAGCUGCACCGGCUCGUUCUACGCCUUUGCCCGUGGCAUGCGUUUGCCGCGCGGCAGCUGCUCCUAACGGGUCCGGCGGAUUUCACCACCCACGUGAUGCUGCAGGCACUCGAUCACGGCAUUGACGUGAACAUGAACGGCGCCUUCAUGUGUGGCGAAGCCUGCGCGGCGAGCGGUGAUGGCGGAGUGGGCAACACAACCCCCGCCAUCGCCGCUACGACUGCGAGUGAGGCUCACGGUGGCUCCUUGCCACCAGUGCACCACAAGGGGCAGACGCGGCGCCGCUGCGACCUUGUCGAGCAGCUCAUCCUGCAAGACGAGGAGGACCUUGUAUCACUCGCAGGGCUGCCGCGUAUUGACCCCAUGCUGCGCGGUCUCUACUGCCAGCAAAAUCACCUGUGA